Chanos chanos (milkfish) is the source of this 622-nucleotide messenger RNA. RefSeq names its product NADH:ubiquinone oxidoreductase subunit B7 (gene ndufb7). NCBI's taxonomy places the organism in Eukaryota, Metazoa, Chordata, Actinopteri, Gonorynchiformes, Chanidae. The transcript is spliced from 3 exons. Gene Ontology annotation, cellular component: mitochondrion; respiratory chain complex I. The record is from RefSeq and is a predicted model, not a curated record. Bases 157 to 522 code for a protein of 121 amino acids.
GUCAGGAAGCAGUAAGUACAGGGCUUGUGGAGGUGACCGAAUGGGAGAUAGCAGGUUUAUUUUGUAUGGUUGACACAAAACGAGCAGCUAAACCACAAGUGAAGGCUUAUUUUGCAUUUAGUAUUUGCAGUAUAGUCGAGGAAUACUGUCGCCAACAUGGGGUCUCACCUCGUGCGAAGCUAUAUCACGGACACCGACACUACACCAGACCCAAAAAAACCGUUCACGUCUGAUCCGAUGUUCGGGUUUGAUGAGCGGAAGGAGAGAGAACCGGUUGCGACGCAGGAGCAGAUGAAUUUGGCUAUGUUGCCCGUGGAGCAGCGAGACUACUGCGCGCAUCAUCUCAUCAAACUCAUGAAGUGUAAGAGAGACAACUGGCCCAACUUCCUGGCCUGUAAACACGAGAGACACGACUGGGACUACUGCGAGCACCAGGACUAUGUGAUGAGGAUGAAGGAGUAUGAGCGGGAGAGGAGACUCCGACUGAGGCAGAAGAGGAUUCAAGCUCAGGAAGCAGCGUAACCACGCCCCCUUCUUCACAGAGCCCCACCCACCUCCCCAUCCAUUGUCUCUGUUUAUGUAUAUACCUGCUCUCUGCAAUAAAGAGUAUCUUCUCAACCGA